Molecule: messenger RNA, 1999 nt
Organism: Apus apus (common swift)
Lineage: Eukaryota; Metazoa; Chordata; Aves; Apodiformes; Apodidae
Product: ras-related and estrogen-regulated growth inhibitor-like
Exons: 4
Coding region: 71-787 (238 amino acids)
Molecular function (GO): GTPase activity; GTP binding
Source: RefSeq, a predicted model, not a curated record
AGCCCGCGGGGCAGCGCCCGGCGGAGCGGGGAGCGCCCGGCGGAGCGGCGGCCCCGUUCCCGUUCCCGGGAUGAGCUUCCCGCGGCCCCUCCGCCGCUCCGUGAGCCUCAGCCCGGCCCGGACCCUGCGCCUCGUCGUGCUGGGGCAGAGCGCCGUGGGCAAGACAGCACUGACCGUGAGGUUCAUCACCAGGAGGUUCAUUGGAGACUACGACCCAACCCUAGAAAUGAUUUACAGACACGUGGCUGUGAUGGAUGGGGAGAUGGUGCACUUUGAGAUCCUUGACACGGCGGGACAGCAGGAGGAGGAUUCCCUGCAGAUAGAGGAGAAGAUCAAGUGGGGCGAUGGCUUCGCUGUGGUCUACUCGGUCACUGACCGGUGCAGCUUCGACGAGGUGAUGCGGCUCUGCUUCCUCAUCAACCACAUCCACUCCAGCCCCAAGCGGAGCAGCAGCAGCGAGCAGCCCCCCGUGGUCAUCGUGGGCAACAAGAAGGACUUGCAGUUCGACAGGAUGGUGUCCACAGAGGACGGCGAGAACCUCUCCAAAGCCUUGAAGCUUCCUUUCUACGAGAUCUCCACCCGGGACAGCUACGAAGAGACCGUGGUGGUGUUCAACACCCUCUACCAGGAGCUCAUGAGACAGGGGCAUUUCUCCCCAGGCUCCUUCAAGAGGAGGACAGUGUCCAAGCUGAUGGAGAAGAUCCCUAAGAUGCAAGCCAGCUCCACCUUGAACUCAGCAGGCCGGAGCCUCAGCUUUAACUCCUUCAGGGACUACAUCCCUGAGUGAGCACCCGUGGGGUGGGGACCAGAGCGACGGCCAAGCCAGGACCAAGGGAUGGGUCACCCUGCUGCUGGAACCCCGAGUUGAGGAGCAGCUCCUGGGGCUGUGCUGGCUCCCAGAAGGGGACAGUUAAGAAGAGGGGUGGGUGGGGUGGGGAUCCAACAGCCCGUGGGGUUUUACAAACAGGCUUUGUGUCGGCAGGGAAGAUGCUCUUCAUUCAUCUCACCCCUCUGCUCCCUCUUCCUCCUCCUGCAUGGCCAAAGUCAGUAGGGAAGGUGGUUCCUGGUGGCUUCAAUGGUGUUGGGUCACCCCUCAAAGAGCCCGGCCGGCUGCUUUGCCCACCCACAGCCCCCAGGGUCUGUCUGUCAGAGCCCAGGGCUGUUUCUGCCUGGUUUUCCCCUGGCUUUGUGACUUGGAGCCAACGCAGAGGGGCAGACCCCUGGGAUCCCCCAUCUUGCCAAGGAGCUGCCAGGUCCCAGCAGUGCUGGAGCCCUUCUCUCCCCUGGGCUGGCACCAAGCCCAUAUUAAAAAGUAAUCCAGGGAUCUGUGUACAGGGGUGUGUGUGUGAAAUAACCCAUUAAUCUCUUAAUGUUUUUACCAUUUUGGCCUCCUUUAAUAACACUGUAAAUGAAGCCCAGGGCAAAGGGCAGUGGUGGCAGCAGAUGUUCCUGCUCCAUCUCCAGCUGGAGGCACUUGGUGGUUUGCUGGGGCUUCUGCCUGUGCUGAAUCUGCCCCUCGUUUUGCAGCUCCAGGGGAGGCAAAUCAGCCAGAUCCCGGGUCUGAUGCACAGCAAAACCCUGGGCUGAGACCACACUUCUCCAUCCUGGAGGCAGGGUAUUCCCGGGGCAGCUUCUUCCUUUACUGCUGAGUGUGGCAAGAGCAAAGCCACCAGGUGGGAGCUGGCAUCACUGGAUGCAACGGGGCCAAGAGCAGGAGGUGCAAAGGUUGUUCCUGGUAGGGACCCCUCGUCUGCUGAGGAACUGCCCCAAAUCACCACACCUGAGAGUCUGUCCUUUUGCCCGGAGGGGCAGGGCAGAGCGGGGCUGGCAGCGGCACCAGCUCCAUCCAGCAGCCCCUCUCCCUGCUCCUGCUGGUGCAGGGCCCUGCUGGGGGUGGGGCUGUGGGAGACCCCCGGGGUCACUCACUGUCUCCCCCCCGGAGCCACCGAUCACAUCAUGUGCUGCUGUGUCCUGUGACAAUAAAAGCUGAGUCAGCUGC